Molecule: messenger RNA, 1521 nt
Organism: Penicillium paradoxum
Lineage: Eukaryota; Fungi; Ascomycota; Eurotiomycetes; Eurotiales; Aspergillaceae
Product: UDP-N-acetylglucosamine diphosphorylase
Exons: 3
Coding region: 1-1521 (506 amino acids)
Biological process (GO): UDP-N-acetylglucosamine biosynthetic process
Molecular function (GO): UDP-N-acetylglucosamine diphosphorylase activity
Source: RefSeq, a predicted model, not a curated record
AUGGCCAGCGUAAUCAAAGAUGCUGUCUCCAACGUUCUUGGAAAACUCCAGGGCACUGCUCCAGAGGUUCCCCGCGAACCCUCCACCGAGGAGUUCCAAGCACUACAAAAGAAAUACACGGACGCCGGGCAAGGGCAUGUCUUCUCCUUUGUCGACGAAUUGUCCACUGUUGAGAAGUCCCAGCUCUUCCACCAGCUGUCAACUUUUGACCCCACUCGGAUCAACGAGCUGGCCGACAAGGCCUUGAACCCUCCCCCCGCCACCCAGGGGCCCGUGACUCUUGAGCCCCUCCCCGAGGUCGCCACGGCUUCCAUCCUCGAUUCCGAUCCCUCAGAUAUCCAGAAAUGGUAUGAAGCUGGCUUGAAAGAGGUUGCGGCGAACAAGGUGGCCGUGGUCUUGAUGGCUGGUGGACAGGGCACCCGGCUCGGUAGCUCUGCCCCCAAGGGCUGCUUCGAUAUUGGUCUGUUGAGUGAGAAAUCGCUAUUCCAGCUGCAGGCUCAGCGUAUUGCCAAGCUGCAGUCUCUUCUCGGUGGUCAGAACGUCGUUAUCCCCUGGUACGUCAUGACCAGUGGACCUACGCGCAAGCCCACAGAGGAGUUCUUCGAGAAGAACAACUACUUUGGUCUCGACAAGAGCAACGUCAUGGUCUUUGAGCAAGGUGUUCUGCCUUGUCUCUCCAAUGAUGGCAAGAUCUUGCUUGAGAGCAAGAGCAAGGCCGCCGUGGCUCCUGAUGGAAACGGUGGUAUCUACCAGGCCCUCGUGGUCUCAGGUGUGCGUGAGGACAUGCGCCGCCGCGGUAUUAAGCACAUUCACCUUUACGGUGUGGAUAACUGCCUUGUCAAGGUUGCCGACCCCGUGUUCAUUGGCUUCGCCGCCUCCAAGGACGUUGAUAUUGCGACCAAGGUGGUGCGCAAGCGCAAUGCUACCGAGUCCGUCGGUCUCAUUGUGUUGAAGAACGGCAAGCCCGACGUGGUUGAGUACUCCGAGAUUGACCAGGAGACUGCCGAGGCCAAGGAUCCCAAGCAGCCCGAUGUCCUCAAGUACCGCGCCGCCAACAUUGUCAACCACUACUACUCCUUCCGCUUCCUCGAGUCUAUUGAGAGCUGGUCGCACCAGCUGCCCCACCACGUGGCCCGCAAGAAGAUCGCUUGUGUCAACACCGAAACUGGCGAUCUUACCAAGCCCGAGAAGCCUAACGGCAUCAAGCUUGAGCAGUUCGUCUUCGACGUGUUCCCCAUGACACCCCUGGACAAGUUCGCUUCUAUCGAAGUGCACCGCCACGAUGAGUUCUCCCCCUUAAAGAACGCCCGUGGCACUGGUGAGGAUGAUCCCGACACCAGCCGCGCCGAUAUCAUGGCCCAGGGCCAGCGUUGGGUCGAGGCUGCCGGUGCUACUGUCAUUACAGAUGGCGAGGCUGUCGGUGUUGAGGUUUCCCCCCUGAUCAGCUACGGCGGUGAAAACCUGGAAUUCUUGAAGGGACGGGAAAUUAAGGCACCUGCCAUCCUGGAGAGGGAAGAGUAG